AUGUUGACUUAUAGAAAGAAACGAAAGAAACGAAUAAAAGAAUGUAAGCUGUCCGGCCCUCUGUUGUCGUUCCUCUGGAUGUGUCUGUGGCCCGUACUGGUGUCUGUGGGGGCCGCCUUGCUGCCUCGGGCUGCCGGAGAAGAUGUCCCCGGAGUUGUCUCAACAUCAUCUUACCCUUCUGGAGAAGUCUGUGGAUCUAUGUCGCAAAGAAACUGUCUAAGUAAGUCUUGCUGUACACAGUUCAGAGUGUGUCAAUGUCCGCCAGGGAUGUCCGGCGAUGGCGGCUUUCACUGCUACCCUACAAAUACAAUCCAGGCGCAGAUACAAGGCGACUCACAACUAUUGCGAACAUUCCACAAUACAAGUGUUGUCAUGGGCUGGCCCUGUCGUUUCCGAUUGACCGAGUUUAGCACAAUGCGGAAUGUUCUGAAACAAACGUGCUUAUUUCAGGUAUUCGGAGUCAAUCAAAUUGUGGGAGGGAGGAUUGCAACCACGGGAGUUGAGGUCCAUCUACAGCUGACCCAGGGAUCAAAGAUCCUGGGUGGCAUAGGAAUUCGGAAUGACGGAAAGGCUGCAAACGGCGUUUUCACGUACACAGAGCGAGGCAGGAAUCAAUUUAUCAACGAGCUUCCGGUUACGGGUAUUGAUGAGCAAAGUGACGAUUCAAUGGCUGAUGGCAGUGGGAGUGGAGAUGGCAGCCUUAUAGACGACGACGAAGACAAUGACAAGUAUGACUGGGGUCCGCCUGAAGAACUGGACGUGGAUGGUGAGAGAGUGGUGUCUCAGAUUGACGAGGACAACUUUGCCACAGUGGAUGUGCCCAGCUGCGGGACUACAGUUCGUUUUAGGGCGCCUGAUCUUGAAGCUGUGGACGACAGUCAAACACCGGGACCUCUCUGUGAGCAUUAG
Molecule: messenger RNA, 909 nt
Organism: Candidula unifasciata
Lineage: Eukaryota; Metazoa; Mollusca; Gastropoda; Stylommatophora; Geomitridae
Source: the annotation of a GenBank genome assembly